AUGCUUAUCUUAGUAUGCAUGGUUCAAUCAGCUACAUACGGCUAUGAUUCGUCGAUGAUGAAUGGACUGAACAUCCUGCCUUCCUAUACCGAAUAUUUCAGCCUUACCACUGUCACCACAGCACUGAACACAUCGAUUGUCAGUGUUGGAAAUUGUGUAGCUGGCUUUUUCAAUGGAUGGAUGUGUGACUAUCUUGGUCGCCGACCCACUCUAUACAUCGCCUCGGUCAUUGCCUUGAUCGGUAUUAUCAUCCAAUCUGCAGCUCAGAACAUCGGCAUGUUCAUCGCAGGUCGUUUCAUCAUUGGUUUCGGUGUUGGAAUAUCUAUUACAGCAGCACCGACCUACUUGUCUGAGAUUGUUCCCGCGAAAUACCGUGCUUUUACCCUUGGUCUGUACUAUGACUUCUGGUAUGUCGGCGCUUUGAUCGCAGCUGGAAUUACCUACGGUACAGCCGAAUUACAGUCAACCUGGGCAUGGAGAAUCCCUUCCAUCCUGCAGGCCUUGUUCACUAUCAUCUGCAUUAUUCUUUUACCUUUCGUUCCCGAGUCUCCACGUUGGCUCAUCUUCAAUGGACGCGAGCAGGAGGCACAAGAAGCGCUUGCAGCCACUCACUCCGAUGGAAAUAUCUCCGACUCUGAGGUUUUGAUCCAGAUGGGUGAAAUUAAAGCAGCGAUCGAGUGGGAGAGAAACGCCGGAGAGAAAUUGACUAUGAUUGACACUGUAAAGACCCCCGCCAACCGCAAGCGUAUGAUGCUUGCUCUAUCCGUUGCAGUCUUCUCAAUGAUGUCCGGCAACAACGUUGUAUCCUACUACUUGGGUGAUAUGCUGGACAAUGCCGGUAUCACUGAUACUACCACCCAGCUUGAGAUCAACAUCAUUCUCAACUCCUUCUGCUUGGUGGUCAGCAUCAUCGGUUCAUUCUGCGCUGAGCGUAUGGGUCGUCGCAUGCUGGCGAUCAGCAGCACUGCUGCACUCACCAUUUUCAUUUUCAUCAUGGGCGCAUUGACAAAGGUUUACGGCAAUUCUACCAACACAUCCGGCAUUUAUGGUACAGUGGCUUCUAUCUUCCUCUUCCAGGGAAGUUAUAGCUUCGGCUGGACUCCUCUGUCUGUCAUGUAUCCUCCAGAAGUGCUUCACUAUUCCAUUCGUGCCAGCGGAAUGGGUAUCUACACCUUCAUGGCAUCUGGAUUCGGACUCUUGGCUACAUUUGCCUUCCCUAUCGGACUUGAGAAGAUCGGCUGGAAGAUUUACAUGAUCAACGGUGUUUGGGAUGUUAUCGAGCUGCUCUUUGUCGCUUUCUUCUGGAUUGAAACAAAGGGCAAGACUCUUGAGCAAAUCAACGAGCUUAUUGAUGGUGUGAGGCGCACUCCUGACUCUGCCUACCUUGAGAAGACCGCUGGUGCUUAUAUUGAAGGCCAGGAAGUAGUUGAGACUGAGACUGAAAAUGUUCUACCGAAGAAGGAGUGA
Penicillium taxi is the source of this 1467-nucleotide messenger RNA. RefSeq names its product MFS sugar transporter-like protein. NCBI's taxonomy places the organism in Eukaryota, Fungi, Ascomycota, Eurotiomycetes, Eurotiales, Aspergillaceae. Gene Ontology annotation, biological process: transmembrane transport; carbohydrate transport. The record is from RefSeq and is a predicted model, not a curated record. Gene Ontology annotation, cellular component: membrane. Bases 1 to 1467 code for a protein of 488 amino acids. Gene Ontology annotation, molecular function: carbohydrate:proton symporter activity. The transcript is spliced from 6 exons.